AUGGAGUCCAGCAAACCCAAACGGAAACCUAACUGGACCGAAGACGAAACGUUAAGCUUAGUUCGUUUGGUGGACGAAAGGAAAGACAUAAUAAGAGGUAAAUUUGGAGCAGGCGUGACAAGCAAGAAGAAGAAGAAGGAAGCAUGGUUGGCAGUCACCGAAGAAAUAAACGCCGCAUUCCCUUCCGUGCUACGAACAUCGGAAGACUGUGAGAAACGGUGGUAUAACGUCCAGUGUAGAUCACGAAAAGAAAUUUCUACGCAAAAGACACACAUGCAAGGCACAGGAGGCGGUCCCGUGAUGAACCUGAGUGGUAUUGCUGAAGCGGUUUACGAUGUUUUGGGGCAUUCCAAUGUUUCCAUAAGUGGGGUUGACGGUGGCCUUGAUUCGUCAUUGAUUCAGGUCAUUGAUUUAGGCACAAGCUUAAUACGAGGGUUGGAAUGGGAAUGGGAACUGUUUUUACAUGCCCACAUCCACUGA
Gigantopelta aegis is the source of this 480-nucleotide messenger RNA. RefSeq lists its product as uncharacterized. The transcript is spliced from 3 exons. Lineage: Eukaryota; Metazoa; Mollusca; Gastropoda; Neomphalida; Peltospiridae. Gene Ontology annotation, cellular component: nucleus. Bases 1 to 480 code for a protein of 159 amino acids. The record is from RefSeq and is a predicted model, not a curated record.